Coprinopsis cinerea okayama7#130 is the source of this 444-nucleotide messenger RNA. Its product is annotated as SOH1 family protein. Gene Ontology annotation, cellular component: core mediator complex; mediator complex. The transcript is spliced from 3 exons. Gene Ontology annotation, molecular function: transcription coregulator activity. Gene Ontology annotation, biological process: regulation of transcription by RNA polymerase II. NCBI's taxonomy places the organism in Eukaryota, Fungi, Basidiomycota, Agaricomycetes, Agaricales, Psathyrellaceae. The coding region runs from base 1 to 444 and encodes 147 amino acids. The record is from RefSeq and is a predicted model, not a curated record.
AUGUCUGCUCACCCCGGUCAAACACCUGGUGUCUCCGCCCCAACGGAUCCAAAGUCUGCAAACCGUGCAAGAUUCGAACUCGAACUAGAAUUCGUCCAGGCACUGGCAAACCCUUACUAUCUCCACUCCCUGGCACAGCAAAACAUUCUAGAGAAACCUGCAUUUGUAAAUUACCUCAAGUAUCUGCUUUAUUGGAAGGAUAAAGAUUACGCACGAUUCAUCCACUAUCCCCAUGCGCUACACCACCUGGAAUUGCUCCAAAAUGCUCAAUUUCGGGCAGCUCUGAAAAAGGACGAAUUCUUGCGGGAUUAUUUGCAGCAGAAACAAUUCGAUCACUGGCGGACUUGGCGAGAUCCAAAGCACCUUAAUCCGUCUACUUCCAACACUUCUAAUGAAGCACCUGCUGACGAGACUGCUGCGGAUAAGCAGCAGCAGGCCAUUUGA